Molecule: messenger RNA, 2682 nt
Organism: Copidosoma floridanum
Lineage: Eukaryota; Metazoa; Arthropoda; Insecta; Hymenoptera; Encyrtidae
Source: RefSeq, a predicted model, not a curated record
UGGAGCUUUGAACGGUUUGUUCUCGAUUUCAAAAACGAAUUAAGUAAUGAUAAACUGAAAAAAUUUGAUUAUCAAGUUGUUGGCGUUUUUAUUUAAGACAUCAAUCAAAUAAAAAAUGUCUCAACGAAGAAUCACCAGAAGCCGGAGGUCGAGCAACAUCUCAGGCAUCUUAAAUGAUAACACAGAUAUUCUGGAGAACGCGGACCCAUUGUGGGCAAACAGGACAGUUGUGCGUCCAUCAACAUCCCUCAACCUGACCACACGUGCUAGUUCUGUAUUAAAUUCAAACUCAACAGUAAAGUCUUCUCGGUGGACUGAAGGAUGGUACACAAACUUGUCGGAAUCAAGUACUUCAAGAGUCUUUGAAAGAGAAGCGAAAAAAAUGGCCUUUGAUGAAGAGGAUACAAAUGUUACAAAAGAUCCUCAAGUGGAAAAUGAAAGCAGUGACGAGCCUGAGAGAAAGGUAUUAAAAUUUAAAGCUUUAAAGAAGGCAAAAAAACCAAGUGAGGAAAAUAAUGUGUUCAUGGAAGUUUUACAUAAAACCGACUCUAUUUCAAAAAACUUGAAUGACGUUGAAGGAUCUGAAGGAAAUUUAAGUGAGUCAACCAAUGAUGAUUCAAAAAUGCGAAAAAAAUUGAGGCCAAGACUUUUCAAAUCUUCUAAAAACGCUGCUAAAGAUUUUAAAAACAAAUUUGAUCAAGUUUUUGGAAGUGAAAGUUUGACAGAAAAAAUUCAUGAUAGUUCCAAAAGCCCAAGAUCUUUAAAGAAUUUGAGUGUUCACACACCUUCAACUUCUAAAACAGAGAGACAGCUUAAAUACUCAGCAAAAUUUUUUUCAAAAAAUAAAAUUACUGACAAGCAUCAAUUGAGCUCUGACGUGGUACAAAAAUUUUCAAAAGCAUUAGAAGAAAAUAAUAGCAGCGAUGAUGUUUCUCAGGGUAAAAAGAUCGAGGCAAGUGUUGAAGUGUCACCCAAUAAAACUAAUGAAGGAAACGCAUCAGAUUCCAGUUUGAGAAGUGAAAAUACUCCUAAUGCAGCAUCAACAGCUACUAGUCGUAGUAGAUCACUUCAAAAAAAGACUGAGGAAAACUUCAUGAAUAAUGUAGAAAAUAAAGAAAACUCAACUUCAAAUCGUAGAUCAAAUAUUGAGAAGAGUUGGUUUGAAGCAUCAUUUGGAACAGAAAAAAGUGAAGCUGAGAAUGAUUUUAUUAACGAAUCACAAAAAAUGGAUGAAAAAAGGAAAUCAAUUGCUAUCUCUACGCUUCGUGACGUUCAAAAUGCCAUACCAAACAUUGGCCUUAAGAAGCCACGUAUCAUUUUGGAAAAUAUAAUGGUACCAGGCUCAGAAAAUUAUGUUCCAGUUGAUCAAAUUGUCAGUAAUACAAAGAUAAUACCAUCCACUGAUAAAAUUGACAAAUCUAAUAUAAAACUGAAAAUCAGUGAAAUGCCUAAAAAUUUGCAACUUUCACACACUUACGAUUCUGAAAGUACUGAAAACCAAGAUGACUCUCUCCGACCACUAGCACCGGCUCAGUCUACUCUUACUUUUCACGGAAAGCCUAUUGCAGCCUUUCGCAUGAGUGCAAUUCCUGAAACUCCAAAACGAACCAAAGAGAGUGAACUACAGGUUGAUGAAGAAAAUGUUGAUGUCGACGACUUUGUAGAUGUAGAAGUGUACAACAGCAACGAGGAAGGCCCCCUUCCUUCUCGUCCACAUUCUUCUGCCUCUCAUCCAUUGUCUAAUAAAAACAGAACGAUUACCACUGAUGAUGAACGCGUCAGAGCCUUCUUGACUGAAAAACCAAUGAUAAGCAGAAGGGAGAAAGCUCUACAAGAAAGCACUUCGAAUAUUGAUCCAUCAGUGUGGGCAACGAUUAAAAAGAAAACGGAGGCUCUAAAGGUUAAAAUUGAAGCGAGUAACCAGCACACUUAUGAAGAGCAGCGCAAGCAGGAAAAGAAAAAAGCUAUAAUCAACGAGAAAUUACGACGUGUCAAAGUUGCCCAAGAAGCCCGGAAAAAAGAGAAACUUAAAAAACCUAUCAAUAAGGCAUUUUACGUAAGUGGCAAACCAUACAAACAACCAAAACUACCAAAACCCAAGAGUUGGGUAACACCCAGACUGUACAAAUAUCUAUGGAAAGCUAUGGAACCAAAGUUCGGUCUAAAGACAAGAGUCAAAUCGGAAAAAUUCGUUUUAAAACUAUCAAGCAUCUACACUGUAAUUAUUCGGAGAAACAAGUAUGAAAAUUAUGUGGCUGAUUUGGACAAUUUAUUGGUUGAAAUGGCGAAAUUGGGCAUUAUCAAGACUCGCUAUGACUUUUAUAGGUUUUGCAGCGAUUUCAUGCCACCGGACUUCAAUAAAAAAGUUGUACCCAUGAUGCUUCCUGGUAACAAGAGAAACAUUCCUUAUGAUAAAAAAUUAGUAAAUAAACCAAUAAUUGAUGAUGAUAGCAGUGUUGACGGUGCAUCCGAAGAGCGUUUAGAGCAUCGUUCUGAAAUUAGUUCAGGUUCAAAAUCGGAGUAAUUUAAAACUUUUUUUGUACUUUUUAUGAAAUUUUGACAAGGUCAAGAUUAAAGUUAAAAAAAGGAAUAAUACUUGAAAGCUCAAAUGUGGUUUUUGAAAGGCAAAAACCUAAAACUUAAUCAUUAUAAUACUACAGUACAUUGCAAUACCAACUUGUA